GUUGGGACCAGGGGCCACCAUACUCAGCCCUUUCGUUGUGUGGCAACUAACGCAGAAAGGCAACCAGGAGGAACAUUAUCGGCGCAUCCAUCGCUGGCUGCGAAAAACGGACCUGUUUGGCAAGCGGGCGGUGCUGGCGCCCCACAACACGGCUGGACACUGGUACCUGCUAGUACUGGCGAACCAGGAGACCACCCACCACCUCCUUGACAUGGAAUGCUGGAGGGAACGCUAUAUGUGGACCGUGGACUCUAGGACGAGGGGAGGAGUCGCCCACGCAACAAAUAUAUGGGAGAAGUUCCUGCAGUGGGAGUAUACCCAGAGGCAUGGCGGGGUAGGCUUCGAGGUUCAAGGAGUCUACCAGAGGGUCCCACAACAGGAAAACGACGGAGACUGCGGGGUAUAUGUACUGGAGACCAUCGAGAGGGUUAUGCGCUUUGUCGGACAGGGCAGAGGCGCACCAAGAUGCAUCGCAGAGCCUUUCACGACCGAUAUGGCAGCCCUGAAGCGGGCGCAGAUAUUGUCCACGUUUCAACAGUACGCGCAUGGACGCCAAAGCGCGGAACCGCCGCCGUCACAACCGCACUCACCACUGCACCAAGACAGAGCCACUACCGCCACGCCGAUCCGACCGCCGUCACCACCUGCAAUACGAUACCGCACAACAGCCAGUCAAGCAACACAACUCGUAGCAACACCCGACAGCAUCUUUGUGACCAUGACAACGAAACAUCACACAGCAACAUGUGGCUGCACGACCACGCAACAUCAAGCACGCAGCCCAUAAAAUAUAGAGCACAGCCAGAAAACAGUCAGUCAACACGGAGCUGUGGUCGCGAGUAAACGACUACAAUUGAAGGGAGCGAUAGCUUAUGAGUGGUACGCACACACCACAAGACAUCACCUUUCAAAGGUAGAAAACCAUAUUUCGUAGUGAGAACUACCGCUGAAUGGAGCGAUUGCUUGUGAGUGGUACACACACACCACAAGACAUCACCACUCAGAGUAGUGAUCAUUAAAAACGGUUCCGAUCACCGCUCGCCACUGUCUACCGCGAAGCCGCGUACGAACGACAUCCGCUCGUUCGCCGUCAACAGCGCACGCCAAGGGUGCCAGAA
Molecule: messenger RNA, 1118 nt
Organism: Rhagoletis zephyria (snowberry fruit fly)
Lineage: Eukaryota; Metazoa; Arthropoda; Insecta; Diptera; Tephritidae
Biological process (GO): proteolysis
Molecular function (GO): cysteine-type peptidase activity
Source: RefSeq, a predicted model, not a curated record